Molecule: messenger RNA, 957 nt
Organism: Salvelinus sp. IW2-2015
Lineage: Eukaryota; Metazoa; Chordata; Actinopteri; Salmoniformes; Salmonidae
Product: electron transfer flavoprotein regulatory factor 1
Biological process (GO): respiratory electron transport chain
Cellular component (GO): mitochondrion
Source: RefSeq, a predicted model, not a curated record
UGACGUAAUGCUCCCAGGUAGCCAGUUUUCAGCAAGGUAGAUAGCKUUCAGCACUGCACUGCGAGGAUUUUAUCGAUAAGGGAGCCUAGCUAUAAUGUAAUGAAAACUAAAUUAUAUCGUGUGAAUAAAUCGAUUAAUAAUAAAGCUAAUUAAUGUUUUUAUAACCGAGGGUGUUUAGCCAAUUACGUUACUAUUAGCUGGCUAAUCAUUCGCUUUACCAGAGUGUUGCUACCUAGCCGCAGACUUUGUACUGUUACCUAAYCUACCUGCUAAGUGAACAAAGUAGUGAAGGCUGAUACUGUCUCAGGCAGUGACAUGGCCAACCCUCUGAGGAGAGAGGUUAGACAGCUGUACAAGAAUCUACUGCAUCUGGGACGGGAAUACCCCCAAGGAGCAGACUACUUCAGGGAGCGUCUGAACAGUGCCUUUAUGAAGAACAAAGAUGUCACAGACCCCAAGGAGAUCAGAAAGCUUGUCGAUUGUGGAGAGGCUGUGAUUAAGGAACUGGGGACCCUGUACUAUCUGAGGGAAUAUAGCGCCAUGAAAAAGCGUUUCUACGAAGAAGAAUUGUUAGGCCUGCUGAAUAUGGGCAGACCGACAGACUGAUAGCCUAGAUGGUUGGCAGCUGAAUCUUCAGUAUGCGGGUUGUUCCAUGAAUAGAGAACAUUUUGGGUAGUGUAACUUGGUUCCCCCAAAAUAUUGAUUUCACCUCAUUUUAACAUUCUGUCAUGUUCAACUUUCUAAAAAAAAUAAUAAUAAUAAUAAUGUCAAGGGCUUAAAUAAAACGAAUGACUAGUAAGUGCCAUUAAAGUAACAGGGUUGACGUAACAGGUUUGAGGUUUGUCUUAAAUUUGCCAUAAAUCCCCUUUCGACAGGGGCAAUGGUAACUUGUUGCUUGCAACAGGAAGGGGGAUUCGAAAUGCAAGCUUCACAAAAAAAUUAAAUGUUUUAAAAAUA